CAAAUUUAAUCUUUCCUUGUGAUUCAUGUCCCUCUCAGAGGAUUUUGACUGUUAAGUAAAGUUUACUAUUGACUUGUUGGCAAAUUCCUGGUUUUGUUUGUUUUUGCUUUGGGAUUUUGGUGUGUGUGUUUCUCUCUCUUUGUAGUACUUUCUUCAUUCGCUAUGUCUUUUAGUUUUCUCUGGCUUGUCUUUUAUUCUUAUCCAUACAUAUGGUAAGUCAAUUUGUAUUCAGAAAUACCUCAUUUAUACAGAGAAAUGAAGGAUCUUAAGUAAUUGCAUGCAUUUACUGGUUAAAACUUAACUGCGAGUUUGGUUCACUUAGGACCUUGGUCACAUUAAUCUGUAGUAGUGAGAGGGUUCUUCCAGCCCUGGGCUUAGAACAGAGUAGCUCAGUGCUUGGGAUACUCCCAACAUCUGAGGCUGACUAUUGAACUCCAGUGAUAAUCAUUGAAAAUUAUUUACUUCCUUAAUUAUGAAAGUAGCUCAUUGUUGAAUAUUUAGAAACACACAGAAGAUGACUGAAGUCGUUGAUUAUAAAUAACUGGCAUUUGAGUAUCCUUCCACUCUCUCAAAAACGUGCCCAUAUAUUUAUUUUUAGACAUUAGAGAUCAAGCUGAAAAUACUGUUUAAUUUCCCUUUUUUACUUAACAUUAUAGUAAUAGUAUUUUCUACGUCACUAAAAUUAUUUGAAAAUAUAAUUUUUAAGAGCUGCUUAAUAAUCCACCAUUAACGUGUUUGACUUUUCUUCAGUAACAAAAAUCAUUCUGCAAUGGGUCAUUUUGAGUAUAAGUCUUUGACUACAUCUCUGAUCUCUCUGAUCUUUUUUUUAGGACGGCUUCCUUGGAGUUACUAAGUCAAAGAGUAUACAAUUUUUAGGGCCCGAUAGAUUUCAUGAUGGUAAUCUAUUUUAAAAUUUAAAUGACUGGUAUUGUUGAUACCACAACAGAAACCACAUCAAAGAAAACAAAAUUCUUCCCAGAAAUUCUUUUUACUUGAAGUUUGACAAGUGAGUUUCAUUCAUCCGGGCAGACUCCCUCCCCUCUUCUGUAAAGGCUGCAGGAGACCUGUAGCUGUCACAGGGCCUUCCCUAAAAGCCUGCAGGGGAGGACUGCCCCAGCGCUGCCCUCGCCAUGCUCCGGACUGUUCUGGCCGCUCCCCAGCGGUUGCUGAAGGAGGGGAGAGCAUCCCGGCAGCUGGUACUGGUGGUGGUAUUCGUCGCUCUGCUCCUGGACAACAUGCUGCUUACUGUGGUGGUACCAAUUGUGCCCACCUUCCUAUAUGACAUGGAAUUCAAAGAAGUCAACUCUUCUCUGCACCUCGGCCCUGCCGGAAGUUCCCCACAUGCCCUCGCCUCUCCUCCCUUUUCCACCGUCUUCUCCUUCUUCGACAACACCACCAUGGCUGUUGAAGAAAGCGUGCCCAGUGGCAUAGCAUGGACGAAUGACACCGCCAGCAGCAUCCCACCUCCGGCCACUGAAGCCAUCUCAGCUCCUAAAAACAACUGCUUGCAAGGCACAGAAUUCUUGGAGGAAGAGAAUACCCGGGUUGGGGUUCUGUUUGCUUCAAAGGCUGUGAUGCAACUUCUGGUCAACCCUUUCGUGGGCCCUCUCACCAACAGGAUUGGAUAUCACAUCCCCAUGUUUGCUGGCUUUGUUAUCAUGUUUCUCUCCACAGUUAUGUUUGCUUUCUCUGGGACCUACACUCUACUCUUUGUGGCCCGAACCCUUCAAGGCAUUGGAUCUUCAUUUUCAUCUGUUGCAGGUCUUGGGAUGCUGGCCAGUGUCUACACCGAUGACCAUGAGAGAGGACGAGCCAUGGGAAUUGCUCUAGGGGGCCUGGCCCUGGGGCUGCUGGUGGGAGCUCCCUUCGGAAGUGUAAUGUAUGAGUUUGUUGGGAAGUCUGCACCUUUCCUCAUCCUGGCCUUCCUGGCACUACUGGAUGGAGCACUCCAGCUUUGCAUCCUACAGCCUUCCAAAGUCUCUCCUGAGAGUGCCAAGGGGACUCCACUCUUUAUGCUUCUCAAAGACCCUUACAUCCUGGUGGCUGCAGGGUCCAUCUGCUUUGCCAACAUGGGAGUGGCCAUCCUGGAGCCCACACUGCCCAUCUGGAUGAUGCAGACCAUGUGCUCCCCCAAGUGGCAGCUGGGUCUAGCUUUCUUGCCUGCCAGCGUGUCCUACCUCAUUGGCACCAACCUCUUUGGUGUGUUGGCCAACAAGAUGGGUCGGUGGCUGUGUUCCCUAAUCGGGAUGCUGGCAGUAGGUACCAGCUUGCUCUGUGUUCCUCUGGCUCACAAUAUUUUUGGUCUCAUUGGCCCCAAUGCAGGGCUUGGCCUUGCCAUAGGCAUGGUGGAUUCCUCUAUGAUGCCCAUCAUGGGGCACCUGGUGGAUCUACGCCACACCUCGGUGUAUGGGAGUGUCUACGCCAUCGCUGAUGUGGCUUUUUGCAUGGGCUUUGCUAUAGGUCCAUCCACCGGGGGUGCCAUUGUACAGGCCAUCGGUUUCCCCUGGCUCAUGGUCAUCACUGGGGUCGUCAACAUCGUCUAUGCUCCACUCUGCUACUACCUGCGGAGCCCCCCAGCCAAGGAAGAGAAGCUUGCUAUUCUGAGUCAGGACUGCCCCAUGGAGACCCGAACGUACGCAACCCAGAAGCCCACGAAGGAAUUUCCCCUGGGGGAGGACAGUGAUGAUGAGCCUGACCAUGAGGAGUAGCUGCAGAAAGUGCUCCCUGAAUUCAUGACGCCUCAGUGACCACCUCUUUCCCUGGGACCAGAUCACUAUGGCUGAGCGCACGGCUCAGUGGGCUUCACAUACCUCUUCCUGGGAAUCUUCUUUCCUCCCCUCCCAUGGACACUGUCCCCGAUACUCUUCUCACCUAUGUAACCUGUAGCUCUCCCUCUACGCCUUGGUGCUGCAGUGGCCCAACUUUGAUGGCAAGACAGAGUGAUGCACCUUCCCGCUGCUGUGAGGUUGAUUAAACCUGAGCUGUGAUGGGUUCUGCAAGGGGUGACUCAUUGCGUGGAGGCGGUAGUGAGCAAUGUGCCCCUGAAACCAG
Chlorocebus sabaeus (green monkey) is the source of this 3051-nucleotide messenger RNA. It is a transcript of the gene SLC18A1, whose product is annotated as solute carrier family 18 member A1. NCBI's taxonomy places the organism in Eukaryota, Metazoa, Chordata, Mammalia, Primates, Cercopithecidae. The record is from RefSeq and is a predicted model, not a curated record. Gene Ontology annotation, molecular function: xenobiotic transmembrane transporter activity; serotonin:sodium:chloride symporter activity. Gene Ontology annotation, biological process: xenobiotic transport; aminergic neurotransmitter loading into synaptic vesicle; transmembrane transport. Gene Ontology annotation, cellular component: synaptic vesicle membrane; terminal bouton.